AGGGGGGCCGCGGGAAGCGUCGGUGGCGUUCCUCCCUCCCUCUCAACCACAAUAACAGACGGAGGGCCGGCCGAGGUUCAUUGAAGUCAAGUAACCAACCAAGAGGGAAGAUUUGAAAUUUGUUUUUUUAUACUGGUGUAACGCAAAAAUGGGUCCAAGAAAGAAAAUUGUUAAAACAUGUCUCAUGAGUAAUGAAAUCCUUGAUGAAACCAUACCAGAUGAAACAAAGGACUAUAUGAAUCAACUUUCACAUGAAGUGCUUUGCCAUAUUUUUAGGUACCUCCCUCUGCAGGAUAUUAUGUGUAUGGAAUGUUUAUCCCGGAAGCUAAAAGAAGCAGUGACCUUGUAUCUCAGAGUUGUGAGGGUUGUGGAUCUCUGUGCAGGGCGGUGGUGGGAAUACAUGCCAAGUGGCUUCACAGAUUCCAGUUUUCUAACACUAUUGAAAAAGAUGCCAGAUGUUGAGCAGCUGUAUGGCCUUCACCCUAGAUAUCUUGAGAGACGAAGAGUGCGGGGCCAUGAGGCUUUUAGCAUUCCAGGAGUUCUGGAAGCUCUGCAGGCAUGCCCAAACCUAGUGGGUGUGGAAACAUCUCAUUUGGAAUUGGUAGAAUCCAUUUGGACAUACAUGCCACAUGUUCAUAUUUUGGGGAAAUUUCGUAAUCGUAAUGGAGCAUUUCCAAUUCCCCCUGAAAAUAAACUGAAAAUCCCUAUAGGAGCCAAAAUUCAAACUUUACAUUUAGUUGGAGUGAAUGUUCCUGAAAUUCCUUGUAUUCCAAUGCUAAGGCACCUUUACAUGAAGUGGGUAAGACUCACUAAACCACAGCCCUUCAAAGACUUUCUUUGUAUCAGCUUGCGAACUUUCGUCAUGAGAAACUGUGCAGGACCCACAAACUCCUUGAAAUAUGUCCCCUUAGUAACAGGCUUAGCCUCUGCCCGAAACUUGGAACAUUUGGAAAUGGUUCGAGUUCCUUUUCUAGGAGGUCUUAUUCAACAUGUAGUUGAAGACAGCUGGAGAUCAGGUGGUUUUAGGAAUUUGCACACUAUUGUUUUGGGAGCUUGCAAAAAUGCUCUUGAAGUAGAUCUUGGUUACCUCAUCAUCACUGCUGCCCGUAGGUUACAUGAAGUUCGAAUCCAGCCUUCCUUAACCAAAGAUGGUGUCUUUUCUGCCCUUAAGAUGGCAGAGUUGGAAUUCCCUCAGUUUGAAACCCUUCAUCUGGGAUAUGUAGAUGAGUUUUUGCUGCAGAGUAGAAUGGCUAAUGCUGAUUUAGUGAAGUAUGGUUUGGCUGAUGUGGUAGAGAAUCCCGGUAUCAUCACUGAUAUAGGAAUGAAGGCAGUCAAUGAAGUUUUUUCCUGUAUCAAGUAUCUGGCAAUUUAUAAUUGCCCCCAUCUACAUAACCCAUUCAACUGGAUAUCAGACCACUCAAGAUGGACUCGAUUGGUUGAUAUCAACUUAGUGCGGUGCCAUGCUUUAAAGCUGGAUUCCUUUGGCCAAUUUAUUGAAUUGUUACCCAGCCUGGAGUUUAUUUCACUGGACCAGAUGUUUCGUGAGCCACCCAAAGGCUGUGCUCGAGUUGGCCUGAGUGCAGGCACUGGAAUUGGAGUUUCCUCAGCCCUGGUCAGCAACCAGAAUUCUAACAAUGAUAACGAUAAUAAUGCCCAGAAUAAUGCCAACAUUCAUGAUCAUCACCAUCAUCACCACCACCACCAUCAUCAUCAUCAUCACCAUCAUCAUCCAGAUGACUCAGAUGAGGAGAAUGACUUCCGGCAAGACCUGCAGCCAGGGGAGCAGCAAUUUGCAGCCGACGCAUUGAAUGAAAUGGAAGACAUGGUGCAAGAAGAUGGAGAAGUAGCCGAGGGAAGUCUUGGGAACCCAGCUCAGAGCCAGGCAGUUAUUCCUGUGGAUGUUGAUGAGGAACAAGCAGGACCCAGUGGUCUUCAGCGUGUAGUAAAACCAACCCCAAUUACUGUUCACGAUUCAGAGAGUGAUGAUGAGGAAGACAGUCUAGAACUCCAAGAAGUCUGGAUUCCUAAGAAUGGUGCUCGCCGUUAUUCUGAGCGUGAAGGAAAAUCUGGUGAUUCAGGGCAGUCCCGAGAAUUGUCAGUAAGUGGAAAAGGCAAGACUCCACUUCGAAAGAGGUACAACUCCCAUCAAAUGGGCCAGUCGAAGCAGUUUCCCCUCGAGGAAAGCAGCUGUGAGAAAGGCUGUCAGGUCACCAGUGAGCAGAUCAAAGCCGAUAUGAAAGCAGCUAGGGAUAUUCCUGAAAAGAAAAAAAACAAGGAUGUUUAUCCCAGCUGCAGCAGCACCGCCGCCUCCAGCUCACACAGCGCUGCUUCUCAAAGCCCCGACUUUGUAAGGACGGUGAACAGCGGCGGCUCCUCGGAGCCUAGCCCUCCAGAAGUGGAUGUGUCCAGGCAGUGUGUCUGCUCCCCCGGUGGGUCAGAGGACUCUGAGGCCAUGGAGGAGGGAGAUGCAGAGAGUUCUGUCUGCCCCAGAUGCUGCUGUCACAGGCCCCAGGAAUCCCAAAGGAGAACUAGCAGGUGUUCUGAUGAGGAACGUCCUUCAACCAGCCGAGCCUGUGUUGUGAAUGGCCCGGAUGGUACGAGAUCCGCCUUUUCCUUUAGGACUCUACCACAAGGGGGGUCUUCAGGCCCAGCACAUGAUGAGAGGACUAAUGGGAAUGGCUCUGGGGCUACAGGUGAGGACAGGAGGGGGAGCUCCCAGCCUGAGCACUGUGACGUGCAGUCUCAUGAAGACUUCCCUCGGAGGCCCCUAACAAGGGCCAGGAGCAGACUCUCCCAUGUACUGCUGGUAUCCGAGUCAGAAGUCGCCAAAACAAAGUCGCGUCAUGCUAUGAAACGGAAGCGGACAGCCGAUAAAUCCACCAGUACCAGUGAUCCUGUGAUUGAGGAUGACCACGUGCAGGUCCUUGUAUUAAAAUCUAAAAAUCUUGUUGGAGUCACUAUGACCAAUUGUGGAAUCACAGAUCUAGUGUUAAAAGACUGUCCCAAGAUGAUGUUCAUCCAUGCUACCAGGUGCAGAGUACUGAAACAUUUAAAAGUAGAAAAUGCUCCAAUUGUAAAUCGAUUUGACUAUGCACAGUGUAAGAAACUGAAUAUGGACCAGGUACUAGAUCAAAUACUAAGGAUGCCUCCUGAGAGAAACCGCAUCAUAUACCUACGCCCAAUGCAGCAGGUGGACACACUAACAUUGGAGCAGAAGUUAUUUAGUGGACCGUACCCUUAUCAUAUCUGUAUUAUCCAUGAAUUCAGUAACCCUCCCAAUGUCCGGAACAAAGUGAGGAUUCGCAGCUGGAUGGACACAAUUGCAAACAUCAAUCAAGAGCUCAUAAAGUAUGAAUUCUUCCCUGAAGCCACACGAAGUGAAGACGACUUAAAGAAGUACCCCAAGUAUCCCUGGGGCAGAGAAAUCUAUACUCUAGAAGGUGUUGUGGAUGGAGCCCCGUAUUCUAUGAUCUCGGACUUUCCCUGGCUAAGAUCACUACGAGCAGCAGAGCCCAAUAGCUUUGCCAGAUAUGACUUUGAAGAUGAUGAAGAAAGCACCAUCUAUGCUCCUCGAAGGAAAGGGCAGCUGUCAGCAGACAUCUGUAUGGAAACAAUAGGGGAAGAAAUUUCAGAGAUGCGACAGAUGAAGAAAGGUGUGUUUCAGCGAGUAGUGGCGAUUUUUAUCCACUAUUGUGAUGUCAAUGGAGAGCCAGUUGAAGAUGACUAUAUUUGAUUGGACUUUCCUGCUUCCCAGCCAUUCUGACUGAAAGCCACUGGGGCCCUCCAGCUUCCAGAGCUCCACAGGGGUAUGCAUUUGGGGAGCGCUGAAUGUUUGAUAUACAGGAAAUACAUAAGGAAUGUUGAAGUUGUAUACAAAUAUUUGUACAUAGAGGAAAUAUACAAAGACAGCUCUUACAUACCAACUUUAUAUCAUAUGUUUAUACAACUUAAUUUAAAAACUCAUUUUAAUGAAGGCAAAUAAUUGGAAAGAGUUCAUUUUCCACCCCCAGACUUUUUGGCUGAGCCCCAUUUACAAUAUUCUUAAUCACUAUUCUCCUCUUAAAUCUCUUAAAUCUGUGCCUUUUUUCUUCUCAGUGAGCAGAAUUGUUUGAGUAAAUCUAUUGAAGAGUGUUUGUCUUGUGUGCUUUUUUUUGUUGUUUUGUUUUACUAUUAAGACACCACUUAAACUCUGUAAUCAGACAGCUACAUGUUUCUGUACAAAUUGUGCUUCCCUUUUCUUUCAGUAUUAUAGUUGCCAUAUUUCUUAAAGUCAAAUUAAAAAGACUCAUGACUUAAAAAAUUGAGUUUGAGGGAGAAAUGGAAAAGUUUCUAAAAGCAUUUCUAGUUAUUUAUUUCCACAUCAAUUGUGUACAUGCAUUACCUUGAAUAUGAAAAUAAAAGUUUAUUAAAAAAAGACUUGUUUGCCUUGAACCUCAGUCACUC
This is a messenger RNA of Sorex fumeus (smoky shrew), 4443 nucleotides long. RefSeq names its product F-box protein 38 (gene FBXO38). Gene Ontology annotation, biological process: SCF-dependent proteasomal ubiquitin-dependent protein catabolic process; protein K48-linked ubiquitination. Gene Ontology annotation, cellular component: nucleus; cytoplasm. Lineage: Eukaryota; Metazoa; Chordata; Mammalia; Eulipotyphla; Soricidae. The coding region runs from base 149 to 3733 and encodes 1194 amino acids. Gene Ontology annotation, molecular function: protein binding. The transcript is spliced from 22 exons. The record is from RefSeq and is a predicted model, not a curated record.